AUGUCAUACUCGGAAGCGAUAUGGCCAAGUCAGUCGCUUAAUAUUACGCUGGGAACGUGCGAGGAAGAACCGGAAGUGUGCAACGAACAGUAUCAGGAAAACGCCGCGAUGUUGGAGGUGUUCUACGAGGCUCUUAAUUUUGAAACUCUCACCGAAUCCGAAGCUUACGGAGUCGUGAAAAUGCUGGCCGAUUUCGGUGGACAACUGGGCCUAUGGUCAGGCGUCUCGUUCAUGACGAAUCUGCGAAUUUGCCUGCCUUUUCUGUGA
Messenger RNA from Cooperia oncophora, 267 nucleotides. Lineage: Eukaryota; Metazoa; Nematoda; Chromadorea; Rhabditida; Trichostrongylidae. The record is from the annotation of a GenBank genome assembly.